AGCGACUGAAGGAAUUAUCUGGAGGCGGUGCUCCUGUGGUCGGAUUCGCAUUAAGUGCGCCUGUUCCUUGUAGUAGUGGCAAGAAAAAAACUACGCCCUAUGCGGUGUACUAAUAUGUUUUUCCACUACUUUAUUUCUACGUUUUGUUUCACAUUCAUUCUAGAAAGCGUUGACGACGUCCUCUUCAUCUACGAAUAAAUUAAUAUAAUAGUAUCUUCCACGACCAAAACUACCCAGCGAGAAAAUGUCCGCCUUUCCCCACAACAUCAACGAAGACGUCCAAAUGGUUGUGGAAGAACAACAGCCGGCGCCUUCCAAUCCCAACCUGGAUCCCAAAGAAGAAAAUGAAAAACCACGUUGGGACAGAGAAGACCGGGAUAGGGUUUUAUUUGGACACAAGAACAACCAGAAGGGCGAUGGAGAUAAAAACGAUGAUCCUCGCGACACCCGCCGUUUCAUCGUCGACACGGUGAAAGGCGAGCACUCGGAUGAUUCGGAAAAGUUAGUCAUCCGAACGAAUAACGCAAACAAACGAGGAGGUGAUGGGACAACAUCAAAUGCUGACCACACCUUCGUCCCUUUCAACGCCGCAGGAAUAUCAAACCGAUCCGGAUCUGCCAGGAACAACAACAAAGGAGGCGACGGUGGUGCGAAUUACGGGGGAAAGGGAGGAAGGGGAAAUCGCCGGACUGGGAGUAAUUUUGAAGAUAGUUACGAUGUGGAUAUGAACACCAGAGAUGGCAGGCCGGGACCUUUGUACUCGAAAAAGGAGAAGAAAUCGCCCCGGAAUCUAGAUUUGGAGCGGGAAAUGGCAAUGGAGCACGGCUGGAAUGUAAAUGACUUGCCCGUCGAGAUGAAGAAGUCGCAGUGGUAUCUGUGGGAUGACCGACGGGAGGAUAUGAAGGGCGAGAAUGGUAUAAGUGUGAGAUCAUGGUGUUUUCGUUUUGCAUUGCAAAUGCGGCCUGUAUGGUGUUUUCUCCGUGACAAAUUUCAAUCAUGAAGAUCUUGCGCUGCAUGAUUUAGAUUUGAUUGUCUCCAUGGUCUGCUCCAAAUACGCAUGACAACCUAUCAGAUCGCCGCCGUGGGUACGAAGACGACCUGCAAGUGGCCGCCCGGGGUGAUAAGCGUGGCCGGAAUGAUCGUUCGAAAGGUCGUGGUUCUGCGGCAGGUGGCGGGGAUAAUUACAACACCUACCGAGGUGGACAACGGACAUUCGAGGACUCUUUCAACAACGAUUCAAACUACCGAUUCCGCCGGGAAAGCGCAAAUAAUGAGCGGAGUUCUUCUGGUGCUUAUGGAGCCAGUGGCUACACUCGCGGAGGACGAGACAAUUAUGAUGGCGGCUACAACUCCUACGGCGGCGGUGGCAAAGGUAGCUUCGUCUCUUCUACCAAAGGGAAGGGAAAGCUAUCGAGUGCGACGUUCUUCAGGAACAGCUAUCCUUCCAAUUCGAACCCGAACGACGACAAGUGGGGCCACGACGGGUUUCUGCAAUUGGAACAGUCGGAAGGAGUCCCGAUCAAAGGCGGAAAGGGGUUUGCGGACUGGCGGGGGACAUCAACAACCGGGGGUUUUGGCGUCAAAGGUGGAAAAGACCACGACCGCGAGUACAACUACAAUGCCAAGGGCGGCUACGGGAAAUCCUACUACCGGCAACAGCAGGGUGGACGGAACUACACGCCCGACCGAGAAAACGUAAAUCCAGUGAGUCAAAGAGCAGACGAUUACAUCUACGAUCCGAAAUCCGGUAUGAGCUACGAAGAAUUUUUCAACAAUUUGGAACAUAGCCACGGCAAGGGUACUGGGAGGAGCAAAGGCGCCGGAUCCUUCUCCUACGACAAUUUUCUUGAGGCAGGAGGUGCUGAGCGAAACACGAAUGCUGGAAGCAAGAACCGUUUCGACAUCAUUGUCGAAAAUUACUGGGAGGAUGACGGUAGACGUGAGAAACACCGGGAUGGCGAUACCGGUAUGAAUCUACGUGGUGCUGGCCACAGAGGACGACGCGUUGCAGCUCCUGCCGUAGACCACGACAGUUCUGACAAAGACUUAUCCCGCAGCCUGUCUCGCGGUAACAAUGAACGACACUUUGAUGUUGACAAAUUGAAGAAGAAGAAAAAGCAAAAGAAGCAUGCUGAUGUUGCUGGUGUGCAGAAGAAUAAAUCGAAGAAGGAAAAGAAGAAGAAACGACGCCAUUUGUCUUCUAGCAGUUCUUCGGAUCAGUCGAUGUCAGAAGAAGAGGUGAAUCCGAAAAUCACCAAGAAACAGCUGGAAAAGCUCAAACAGCAAAAGCUGUCCUCAAAAACUGGGGCAACGAGCAAUCCCUUCGCUAAUACGAAGCACCAGCACACGAACCGUGCUCGAGCGGCAGUGAACGCCAAGGACUUGGAUGUUGCAGCGGCUAAAAUGAAGCCAGCAGAAUGUGACGACGACGAUUUGUUCGCCAUGCUGGCUGGUGGCGGAACAACAAAGAAACGUGCUAGUAUUUCAGGGAGAAAUAAUCGUCGUGGGGGGGAUCAUCAUCCUCGUGACAAUCGGAACAAUCGGCGAAGCACCGGCAGAUCUCCCUGUCGUCGCCGGGAGGAGGGCCAGGGCCACCGCGAUCGGAGUAAAAACGUCGCUCGUGGUGAGCGCGACGCCCGUGCGGACCGGGAACGACGGGACCGGGAGCGCGAUCAACAUAAUCGCCGCCGCGGGGGGAAAAACUACUCUCGCUCUCCUGCACCACGAUCCAGAGCUUCCCGUCCUCGCGGAAACAACAACAACACGAAAGAAAAUAAAGCCGCUGUAGCCGCGGCUGCGGCCCCACCGCAGCGGACCAACAAGCAAAAGUCUACUCUGAUGAAGAAGAAGAAAGUUGAUUCAGAAUCGGAUCUCUCUACCUCCUCCGCCGAGUCCGAAAAUUCGUCGCGCUCUCGCGGCCGGAAUACCAAGCAAAAACCCACUACGGCUGCUGGAGGACGUGCAGCUGCUGUGCGUGGCCGCGCCGGCGGCCACAAUUCCUCGAAACAGACGCAGAACGGCGGGAAAAGGAAGCAAGGUCCACCUGUGGCUAAGAAAAAAUCCAAGUCUUCUUCUGUGUCGCGCAGCUCCUCUUCCCACUCGCGCAGCCCAGGACCUGCUCCCCGCAGCAGGAAACUACCUCCGAUGAAACAGUCCCCAGAGGCUGCUGCUGCAGUUCCGAAGGCGAUGAACGAGAAGCCACCGUCGAAAAGCAAAGACGCUGCUCGAGCAGCCCUUCGAGAAGACUCCAACUCCUCCGAUGAGCGUAAGAAGGCACUGCGGGAAGCGAAAUUGAAGAAGCGAGAGGAGGAUAAGCGAAAACUGCUGGAGGGGCUGAACGCCAAGCGCGGCGCGGCGGCGAAGGACAAGAUUGUAGGGACGAAGCAGAAAGAAAAGGAUAAGGAUGCUGAGCUGCAGGAUGAGCACGCACAAGAUCAAGACGACAAGUCGCAAAGCCGGAGCCAAAGCCGUAGCAAGUCCGGGCCGAAGGCAGUCAGGUCUAGAUCUCUCGAUAUAGCGGGCAAGAAGGACCACGUGGAGGAAGUUUCGAAGAGCAAGAAAAGCAAGGAGAGGAACAUCAAGGCUGAUGGGAAGAAGAAGCCAAAGCCUGUGGGUUCUGUGGCGCCGAAAGAGGGUAAAGUUGCAGCUGGUACAACUUCUAAAAAGCGGCAGGACCACCACGACAACUCGCAGUCUCGUGUUCCUUCUCGUAAGAAGGAUGACGAAGACGACCUGCCAAAGCGUGGCGGAGGUAAGAAUAAGCCUACAACGCGGAAAGAUACCGCUCCUAAGAACGACGACGACCAAAAGAUUGUUCCUACGACUAACAAACGCGGCGCAGUCAAAAAGAAGCGAAAGUCCAGCUCUUCCUCUUCCUCGUCUGAAGCAGGGAAGAAUUCUGAUGUUUCCAUGAAGAGCACUGAGUCUCCUGCUCGUGACGAGAAAUCUUCCAAAUCUAAACCUAAAACGAAAGCACCGAAAAUGAUGAACAAGAUGUCGAAAGAAAACUCGAUGAAAUCAAGCAAGGGCAGUAAACAAGAAGACGACAAAAAGUUGUCCAGGAAGGCAAAGGGAAACAAGCUGAAGAGCGAUCGCGCGGCUCAAGACCAUGAGGACCAUGGUUCAUCCAGCGGCUCCGAAGAAUCCCGCGGCCGUGGGCGAGGAGGACGUCGUGGCCUCCCGGCGAAAAAGUUGAAAGUCCAGAAGGAAGACAACCACGACGAGGAGUCGCAACAAGAAAAGAGCGACCACAAGAAGUCGAAGAAGGCUACUGGUGAUGAAAAAAAUGAAAACCAGGCGGAUUUUAGGAGCGGCAAGAAGACCAGCAUGAGAGGAGCUUCAGAUGACCGAGAGGACAAGGCGGAGAGCAAAUCCACCAAAUCGAAAACCAGCAAGAAUAAACCUGUUCCAGUUUUGAACGAAACCGACCAGAUGAUGGAGGAUCUGCUCGACGGGAAAAGUGUCCAUUCUGAGGACUACAAAAAAGACAAAGCUCCCUGUAACAUGAGGGCGGAGAGGGAGACAUCACAUAAAACUGGCGCGCAUCGGGACUACAUGCCAGAAACCAUCAAAGACAAAGAAGGAUCUGAUGGUGGUCAUGAAGAUGAUGUUGUGAUGCAACACGAUGCCAAAAACGACGACCCGGAACAACCGGAUGCGAAGCGGCGCCGCGUCACUGCCACAGCAGCCGAGAACGACAUGACAUUGUUGGAAGUUGGGCGCAAGAACAAGGACAAACAGGGCGCUCCUGCUGACAAAGAAAAUGUACCGCAAGAUGAAGAACCUGCUGCGUCCCCGCCCCCGAUGGUGGAAGUGCCGUUUGAGGGUUUGGUGCCGGAGGAGAAAGCGGAGAAGGUUAAGGAACUGCAGAAGGUGUCGCAAGCAACAAAGGCAGUGAACGAAAAGGAAAAGAAGGAGACUGCUCUAUUGGAACCUGUCGACGGUGCUAAGAAGAAGCAAUCAUCUUCUUCUCCGGCGAACAACAACAACACUACCGCACAAGCAGCCUCCGGCCCUCCCACCACCUACAUUCGCGAUCAGAAGCUCCCGCAGAUGCCUCGCGGUGGCCGCCAAGGAUGGAUCAAGCCGGAGACGGAGCCGAGCACGUCCAGAUCCAGAAGUGACAGUCGCAGCCGCGGCGGUGCUCCUGCUCGUGGUCGGAAGGCGAAAGCCACCAAAUCCGGUGGAGCCGGUGCGGGAGGCGGCGGGGCUAAGAUGAAUCCGCGUAAAAAUGGAGACAACAGCAAAACAAAGACGAAUACUAAAGCGCGGAGGGUCAGUGAAGAAUCAUCUCGUUCCCGCUCAGAUUCCCGGUCUCGCGGACGAGGAGGCGCUGGUCGGAAGAAGGCGGCCAACAAAGCGAAACCCAAAAAACGCGCGGGCUCAGGCCGUUCUCCUUCUCGUUCUCGCCGCCGGCGGUCGAGGUCUCGUUCUCAGUCGAAAAAGUCUCAAUCGGAGCAUUAUUUGCGGUCGCCCCCGCCGUGCCCUUGGCCGAAACUCGGCGGGGGGAACAGGAAGUGAGUUUUAUUUUUUUUCGUUUUCACAAAAGGAAAAGUAAAAGAGAAACGCAAGAGGACGACGGCAGCAUGACAACGAACGUUGUUACAGUUCAAAAGAAAGCAAAAUCGGCUUUCAGAUGUAAGGGUGACUGAAGCACAUGACUUCGAUUUGUUGAUUUCGUUUCAACGAUACAUUCAGGGGGUUUCGGCUCGAUUGCGUGGAUCGGCGAGCUCUCGCCUUGUAAGUGAGUAGACAGAGAGCCGCAAAAAAUUUACUACAAGAGUACGUGCUCUUUCAAACGACAAAAUUUAUUUCUGCGAAACUAGUGCUAGCAGCUGCAGCACGAUUCUAUAAAUUUAAGGGUGCAAAUGUACCACGAACAUCAAAUAAGGAGCUCUUUGGAAAACGAAAGGAU
Molecule: messenger RNA, 5914 nt
Organism: Amoebophrya sp. A120
Lineage: Eukaryota; Dinophyceae; Syndiniales; Amoebophryaceae
Source: the annotation of a GenBank genome assembly